Stegodyphus dumicola is the source of this 1431-nucleotide messenger RNA. RefSeq names its product transmembrane protein KIAA1109 homolog tweek (gene tweek). The record is from RefSeq and is a predicted model, not a curated record. Gene Ontology annotation, biological process: synaptic vesicle endocytosis. Lineage: Eukaryota; Metazoa; Arthropoda; Arachnida; Araneae; Eresidae.
CUGAGUGGAUAACAUUUCAGCCUUUUCUGCAGUAGUUUUUAACCAUGUUUUGAAGCACAGUGAAACAAGGUGACUGCGUGAAAGUUUUUCAUUGCAUUUAGCAAUUAUAAGCUAAAUUUUAUCCUAAAUAAAAGGCCUUAUGAAGAUAGAAGAAUGAGAUCCUGCAAAUUAAACUAAUUAUGUCUAUUUGUGACAUAGGCUCUGCAUCAUUUAAAUAUGACAUGAGGAGGUUAACAGAAAUCUUGGCUUUUCCAAAAGCUUGGUACCGCCGUAGCAUAGCUAGAAGAAUGUUUCUUGGUGAUCAGAGCACAGGUGCUCUAUAUAGUGAUCAAGAGGAUUCAGUUGAAACAAGCAGCAGUAGUGGCACAAUGUCUCCAAGUAUGAGUAAAUCGGACUACAUUGCAUUCAAAACAUCUCCAGUAAAUGUAUUAUCAACCAGUGGUUUUACUACCUCUACUACUGCAUGUGAGGGAUUUCCAGUAUCAUCUCUGCAAACAAAGGCCAGUACCAUAAUCUGUGACAGUAUUAAAAGUAAUGGAUCAUCUGGGAUCAAUGCUAAGGAGAGAGAGCCUACCAAGCUAAUAAGACCUCUAGUGCCUAACCAUAGUCACAGGGAUAGGCUUUGGCUGAAUUUAGAUCGCUCUGUUCAAGAAUCACGCAAGUGUGUAGAUAUCCGUAGUCCAUCCAAGAGUGGAUCUUCUAGUUAUGAUGAUAGUAAAGACAGUGUAUCUUCUGAUCAGUCUUCACCUUUUCAUUCAAGGCAUAGUAGUGCUUGGGAAACGCUGGUUUUAUUUGCAGUUAAUCUUUCACGCCUAAAUGUGCAAAUGAAUAUGGGAAAUGUAAUGGGAAACACUACUUGGUUAACGAGGGAUUUUAAAUCUCAAGGAAGGCUUUCUAUUGGAAGCAGUGGACAUAAAAAUCUUUUCCUCUCUGUUGAACUAGAAGGUUCAACCCUAGACAGCAAAGGCGGCAUUGUUGGUGGAACAAUUGAACUGAGUCAUAUUGACACUUGUAUGCAUCUCAAAGAAGAAUGGGGUCAGGAACCUGAUCAUACAGUAGCACUGAAGUUAGGUGCUUUGGAAUCACGUUUAGAUUAUAUGGGGACCAGUGUUCUAAUGGGAAGAGUCAGCUCAUUAGAUAUAACACUAAAAGAUGAAUGGAGAGUCAGUACAGUAAUUAAUCAUGAUCAUAUUUCGAGUCAUCCUACUAAAAGACCAGCGUUGAUAUUCAUUAAUGGAGAAUUAUCUUGGGAUCAACUUCAGUUACUGAUUUCGAAGUCCACUACACCAGAUUUAAUAAAAAUGUAUUCAAAGCUGGAAGAAUUUUUUUCACAACAAUUUCAUAGUAGUAAACGGGUAUUUUCUUCUUUGCAACCACGUCUUCAACGCCACUCAUUAAAAAACAGAUCGAGGAAAUCAAAACCAACAGAAG